AUGCCGGGUCUUAUUGGUAUCGGUGAAUUUAUUGACGAAACUCGAGAGGAUUACAGUUCACCAACUACAUCUACAUUUGUUUCGCGUAUGCCACAAUGCCGGCAAACUAUAAACGCCUUAGAAGAGACCCUGGAUUUCGACCGCGAUGGCCUAACGAAACUCAAAAAGGCGAUAAAAGCUAUUCACAAUUCUGGAAAUGCUCAUGUGGAUAACGAGAUGUAUUUGUCACGGGCAUUGGAGCGGUUAGGAGAGAAUGCACUCAGCAAAUAUUCAGAGCCUGACAUCGGCGCUGCAUUUUUCAAAUUUGCAGUGGUCACCAAGGAGCUGUCAGCACUCAUGAAGACUCUGAUGCAGAACAUAAACAACAUAGUGAUGUUUCCUAUCGACAGUCUUCUGAAAGGUGAUCUCAGAGGGGUUAAAGGCGAUCUCAAGAGACCUUUCGAUAAAGCGUCUAAAGACUACGAGUCCAAGUACCUGAAACUAGAGAAAGAGAAAAAAUCACAAGCAAAAGAAGCCGGUCUAAUACGUAGUGAAGUUACACCUGCCGAAAUUGCUGAUGAAAUGGAAAAAGAACGUAGAUUAUUUCAGUUGCAGAUGUGUGAGUACCUGAUAAAGUUCAACGAAAUCAAGACAAAAAAAGGGAUCGAGUUACUACAGCACCUGGUGGAGUAUUAUCACGCACAAACUAACUAUUUUCAAGAUGGUUUAAAAACAAUCGAACACUUUGGCGUUUACGUUGCGGAUCUCAGUGUACAAUUGCAGAAAAUACGACAGCAGCAAGACGACGAGCGACGAAGGCUCCUAGAGCUCAGGAAUAUGUUACGAGCCGCCACACCACAGGAUAGAGAAGCAGCGUCGGCAGUGGGUGGUUAUUCUCUUCACCAAUUGCAAGGCGAUAAACAGCAUGGCGUGACGAGAAGUGGAUACCUUCUCAAGAAAUCAGAAGGCAAAGUUAGAAGGGUUUGGCAAAAGAGAAGAUGCAGGGUCACAGCCGAAGGUUUUUUAGAUAUUUUUCACGCAGAUGAAAACAAAACACCGGCCAGAGUUAAUUUAUUAACGUGUCAAAUUAAAGUUGCCUCAGAUGACAAGAGAGCCUUCGAUCUAGUCUCAUAUAAUCGUACAUACCAUUUCCAAGCGGAAGACGAAAAUGAACAGCGAGCUUGGACGUCAGUGCUAAUUAAUUGUAAAGAAGGGGCAUUAAUGAGGGCGUUUCAUCAACAAGCCGGAGAAAGUAACGACACAGGACACUCGUUGUUGGAUCUGCAAAGGUCCAUAAUACGAGCGGUCCGAUCGUUACCCGGUAACCAAGUGUGUGCCGACUGCGGUUCUACUAAUGAUCCAACUUGGUUAUCCACAAAUUUCGGCGUCAUCGUGUGUAUCGAAUGCUCAGGAAGCCAUCGAGAAUUGGGUGUUCAUAUAUCAAGGAUUCAAUCGUUGACCCUGGACAAAUUAAGCACCUCUCAGUUGCUCCUCGCUAGGCAUAUGGGAAACCAGUUGUUCAAUGAAGUCAUGGAAAAUACUCUCGAUGAAAGGGAUAAACUCACUCCAGAAAGCACUAUGGAAGAAAGGCUACGGUUCAUAAGGGAGAAGUACGUGUAUAGGACGUGGGCGGCGCAGACGUGCAGGGACGCGGCGGAACGGCUGUCUGAAGUAGAGCAUGCGGUUAAUAAUGGCCACUUGCAGAACUUGCUUCAAGCUUAUGCAGAAGGGGCUGACUUGGGCUCGUCACUGCCUAGUUCGGAUUGUGGCGAAACAGCACUCCAUCUGGCGAUAUCGCGUGAACUCGGCGACGGUUCGUGUCUGCACAUUGUCGAUUUUCUAGUCCAAAACGGUGGUUCGCAGCUCCUCGACAAGGCGACAGUAUCCGGCAUGACCGCGCUGCACCUGUGUGCGGCCAUCGACCGCACCGAGCCCAUGAAGCUGCUGCUCAAGGCGGGUGCGGACACGACCUUGAAAGAUACUAAUGGAAGGACGGCUUUGCAGAUCGCGAGGCAACUGGGACACCAUGCGUGUCAAGAGCUGCUGGAAAGUGUCGACAAAAGAGAAAAGAGUAUUUACGAAAAUAUAAACAUCGAUUGGAAUUUGUCACACGAUGACGGUUCCACAGAUUUCUCAGAUGACGACACAGUUAUCGAUGAAAGACAAAACGGCAGCGUGACACCAGAGAAGAAGUGUCCCAGGUCGCGGCCACCAUCUUAUGCGGGUACGUGCGGUGGUGGAGGGGUGGUCGGGGGCGGGGGCGGGGGCGUGGUCGGCGGCGGGGGGGAGUCGCCGGUGCUGCGCUCGCGCUCGUCCACGUGCGACUCGCUGCACCACGCGCCGCCCACGCCGACCACGUUGCCUAGGAAACCUAAUGUUUAUAACAUAGGCAGCCUGAAGAAGCGUGCGGCGCCGCUGCCGCCGGGCGUGGCGGCGCCGCUCCCGCGCUCCACGCCCUCGCCCUCGGCGGACUCCACUCGCUCCAUACAUGGUGUGCCGCUGGGCGCGGCGGGCGCGGCGGGCGCGGCGGGCGCGGCCAGGCCCCGGCCGCAGCAGCAGCCGCCGCCCACGCCGCCGCCCGCGCUGCACAACGGCGCGCACCGCGACGAACCCACGCCCCCGCCGAGAAAGAAGAAAAAUAGAUUGCACCUGGAAAAUGCAGUGAAAGGGAAACUGAAAAGGGAAUGUUCUAGUCAAGACUCGUCGUUAGAGCUGUGCGACAUAUCGGACGCGCUGGACGACAGCCGCCUGCAGUCGGCGCUGUCGUGCGACAGCUCGCGGUCGCGCGAGCGCUCGCGCCGCAGCGACAGUCGCUCGCUGGACGUGUCGGACGCCUCCAGCGUGCACUCCAGAUCGCCUUCCACAUCUAUCACCAUGAUGGGAGGCGGCAUGCGACGGUGUCGUGCGUUGUACGACUGCUCCGCGGACAACGAGGACGAGCUGUCCUUCCGGGAGGGCGAGAUCAUCGUCGUCAUCAACGAGCGCACCGAGGACGACAACUGGAUGGAAGGCCAGGUGGAAGGCACCGCGCGGCGAGGCAUGUUCCCCGUCUCUUUCGUACACAUGCUACCCGAC
Messenger RNA from Brenthis ino (lesser marbled fritillary), 3054 nucleotides. The record is from the annotation of a GenBank genome assembly. Lineage: Eukaryota; Metazoa; Arthropoda; Insecta; Lepidoptera; Nymphalidae.